Messenger RNA from Electrophorus electricus (electric eel), 2712 nucleotides. RefSeq names its product NADH:ubiquinone oxidoreductase core subunit S1 (gene ndufs1). Lineage: Eukaryota; Metazoa; Chordata; Actinopteri; Gymnotiformes; Gymnotidae. Gene Ontology annotation, molecular function: iron-sulfur cluster binding; NADH dehydrogenase (ubiquinone) activity. Gene Ontology annotation, cellular component: membrane. Gene Ontology annotation, biological process: ATP synthesis coupled electron transport. The record is from RefSeq and is a predicted model, not a curated record.
UAUUUAGUGUUAGUGUAGCAUUACCACAGUGAAACUACAGUAAUGGCCGUAUCCACUACAGUCAAUACUUCUAAUUAUUGUUAUCUUUUUAGUGUUAUCUUUUACGUGUCGAAGUGAAUCGGUCAUUUCCGUCAUGUCGUCGGAAGCACACGAAGAGCUGAAUGCGCUGGUGCCGUCGGUUUAACCCCAGUGGUCUGGGCUAGGAGGCCAAACAGCGUCAAGUGUCAUGUUGCGUUUACCCGCAGUCGGACGGGCCUUAGCUGGGGCGUCCCGCUCUAAAGUGUCCCUUGCCACCUCCAGCAAUGUAAGGACAUCUGUCCGGGCCUUGAGUAAUAUGGUAGAGGUGUUUGUAGAUGGCAAGCCUGUGAUGGUUGAGCCAGGCACUACUGUACUGCAGGCUUGUGAGAAAGUUGGGGUGCAGAUACCUCGUUUCUGCUAUCACGAACGCCUGUCUGUGGCAGGAAACUGUCGCAUGUGUUUGGUAGAGAUUGAGCGAGCGCCAAAGCCUGUGGCGGCGUGUGCUAUGCCUGUCAUGAAAGGGUGGAAUAUUCUCACCAACUCUGAGAAGACGAGGAAGGCCAGGGAGGGAGUCAUGGAGUUCCUUCUUGCCAAUCACCCUCUUGACUGUCCAAUCUGUGACCAGGGAGGAGAGUGUGACUUGCAGGACCAGUCGUUAAUGUUUGGCUCGGACAGAAGUCGGUUCACCGAAGGGAAGAGGGCGGUGGAGGACAAGAACAUUGGCCCUCUCAUCAAAACGAUCAUGACACGUUGCAUUCAGUGCACACGUUGUGUCCGCUUUGCUAGUGAGAUUGCUGGGGUGCAGGAUCUUGGCACCACAGGCCGUGGGAACAGCAUGCAGAUUGGCACUUACGUAGAGAAAAUGUUCAUGUCAGAGCUGUCGGGGAACGUGAUUGAUGUGUGUCCUGUGGGAGCACUGACAUCCAAACCCUAUGCUUUCACAGCCCGACCUUGGGAGACCAGGAAAACAGAAUCUGUUGACGUGCUUGAUGCAGUGGGAUCUAAUAUAGUGGUGAGCACAAGAGGUGGGGAGGUAAUGAGGGUUCUGCCUCGCCUCAAUGAAGACGUCAAUGAGGAGUGGAUCUCCGACAAGACCAGGUUUGCCUAUGAUGGGCUGAAGCGUCAGCGCCUCACCCAGCCCAUGAUGAAGGACGCCACUGGGCAGCUCGUGCCCACAUUCUGGGAAGAUGUCCUCACACAUGUAGCUGGCGUGCUCCAGAGUGUCCAGGGGUCUGAGGUAGCAGCCAUUGUCGGUGGGAUGGCCGAUGCGGAAUCUCUGGUCGCCCUGAAGGACUUGUUGAACAAACUGGACAGUGAGUUGCUCUGCACAGAGGAGAGCUUCCCUGUGGCUGGUGCUGGAACCGACCUACGCUCCAAUUACCUGCUGAACACUCGUAUUGCCGGCAUCGAGGAAUGUGACCUGCUGCUUCUGAUCGGAACAAACCCCCGCUACGAGGCCCCACUUUUCAAUGCACGCAUCCGCAAGAGUUGGCUACAUAAUGAGUUACAGGUUUCUUUGGUUGGUCAUAAAGUGGAUCUUAGCUACUCAUACAACCACCUCGGCGAUUCCACUCGAGUGCUUCAGGAAAUUGCUGCUGGAACUCACCCUUACUGCCAGGUACUGGCCCAGGCCAAGCGGCCGGUGGUGGUGGUGGGAAGCUCGUGUCUGCAGAGGGCAGACAGUGGCGCCAUCUUCAGUGCCGUGUCCAUGAUCGCUAAGAAUGCCCGUAUCACCAGCGGGGUGCAGGAUGGGUGGAAAGUCCUGAAUGUGUUACACAGAGUGGCCAGUCAGGUAGCUGCUUUAGACCUUGGUUAUAAACCUGGAAUAGAAGCAAUCAGGAAGAAUCCUCCCAAAGUGCUGUUUCUGUUGGGAGCUGAUGCAGGCUGCAUUACCAGAACAGACCUGCCCAAAAACUGCUUCAUAAUCUACCAGGGUCACCACGGUGAUGUAGGAGCACCCAUGGCUGACAUCAUCCUGCCAGGUGCAGCGUACACAGAGAAGAAUGCCACAUAUGUGAACACGGAGGGACGGGCCCAACAAACGAGGGUUGCGGUCACCCCACCUGGCUCAGCGCGUGAGGACUGGGAGAUCCUCCGGGCUAUCUCUGAGGUGGCUGGAGCACCUCUGCCCUAUGACACAUUAGAAGAGGUCAGGAAGAGACUGGCGGAAGUGGCCCCUAACCUGAUACAUUAUGAUGAUGUAGAGGAGGCCAACUUCUUCCAGCAGGCCCAUGAGCUCUCUAAGGCUGUCAGCCAGUCACUGCUUGCAGACCCACUCAUUCCCCCUCAGCUCUCCGUAAAAGACUUCUACAUGACCGACUCCAUCAGCAGAGCCUCCCAGACGAUGGCCAAGUGUGUGAAAGCUGUGACCGAAGGUGCAGGGGCAGUAGAGGAGCCGGCUAUCUGCUAACUUGCACCCUUACCUGCUCACUGUAGCUUGCUCCUGACACACACACACAUAUGUGUGUGUGUGUGUGUGUGCCUGUGUAAAGCAAGGUUUCUGUGUUACUUGCUCAUUUCUGUAAUUAGUCCUAAAAGGUUUGUUUCUCAGUAAACCAUCUUAAAAGUUAUGGUUUGGUUUAUUUAAAUACACCAAUAAGAAGCUUGGAAAGAUUUAAUUCACACACUGAGAUCAAAGCAGGACUGCAUUGUUAUUGAAAGCUCAUAUGAUGAAUAAAACUUUAUUAUACCUAA